Messenger RNA from Baudoinia panamericana UAMH 10762, 1305 nucleotides. RefSeq lists its product as uncharacterized. Bases 1 to 1305 code for a protein of 434 amino acids. Gene Ontology annotation, molecular function: tRNA-specific adenosine-34 deaminase activity. Gene Ontology annotation, cellular component: cytoplasm; nucleus. The transcript has 5 exons. NCBI's taxonomy places the organism in Eukaryota, Fungi, Ascomycota, Dothideomycetes, Mycosphaerellales, Teratosphaeriaceae. The record is from RefSeq and is a predicted model, not a curated record.
AUGGUGCACUUGAAGACCAAGGAGGAAUGCCGUUUGGGCAAUGAGACGAUCCGGGUCUACACUGUAGAGCUGCCUAGUAAGCAUGCAGAGGGGAUUUUGAAAGUUAUCAAGGAGAACAUCGAAGGCCAGGAUGUUAUUGACCUGCAACAUCUUCGCCGCUUCGCCAAGCCAAAGUAUCUCCCGCCACACUGGUCGCUACCCGUCCGGAAGCGCACCGAAGGACGUCCACCAACUUUGUACCUGCUCGUCUGCCCGGCAAACCUCAUCUCACUCAAAGAUGUGCACGACCUGCUGUUGCAGCAUCCGCCGUUCUGUUCAUCUGCUGACUCUUGGGCUUAUCCGCUUGAGAUCAAGGAGAUCACAGUGCCGAUGCUAGCACCAACAAGCCCAGAACAAGCGGCCGAGUGGUCGGAGCUAUACUGGCCCACAUUCUACCGCAAAACCAAUCCUUUCGGCGCUCACCCGAGCAGCAUCAGUAAGGCUGAGAGUGAGCUGCAGGAGCCAGCAACCGACAAUAUCGCUCUCCCGGACAUGAUGAAGCUCGCAGAGGAGGCAGGCACAGCGACCGAGAAGCUGGGUUACGGCAUUCGUACGGGCUGCGUCAUUGUCGAACGUGUUGAUGACAAGACUGAGAUUAUCGCCGUCGCCGGUGACGCGCGUCUCAAGCCGCUUCCUAGCGAGACUCGUGAGGACGCUUCUUGCACAUCAGGUAAUGUAAUGAGCCACGCCGUCAUGCGCGCUGUGGGUAUGAUUGGCCGCAAACGCUUGCGUGUUGCCUCCUCGACCCAAGCCCGCGAUGCUUUCUUCCUCGACCUGCCUCUUACGCCUCUCGAGCAGCAAUACUUCGAGCGCGACAAUCUUAAGCCAGAUGGCUAUCUCUGCCUGAAGCUUGAAAUCUUCCUCACCCACGAACCCUGCAUGAUGUGCUCCAUGGCGCUCGUGCACAGCCGUGUCGGGCGCGUCAUCUUCGAACACCGCAUGUCCCGGACCGGUGGCUUGACGGCCGAGAUGGUUAGAAACGAUACCGGUCCCGUCGGCCUCGGAUACGGCCUCUGCUGGCGUAAGGAGCUCAAUUGGCAGUUCAUGUGCUGGGAGUACACGGCAGCCGAAUAUGCCCUGCGUGAGAAGGAAAAGGAGAAGGCUCGGGUGCUGAACGGUAACGAUACUGAAGGCCCCGACGAAGACCAUCCCGAACAGAAUACUACCACCGCCACAACCAUCUGCACAUCUAAUGCCAUUACUGGCUCUCAUGAUGAUGUCAAUGCUAAUUUGGGCAUGCCUAGCUUUACGAGCAUCCACGUCUAG